AUGACCGCUGGGAUAGACGUCGGGAGCUACCCCCACCUCUUGGACCUCAUCCUGGCCUACGCGCCGACCGACACCCUCCUAGGCUGGCGCGCGACCUGCCGUGCGGUGCGGGAGAAGGCCGACGCGCUCCUCUUCCGGCACAUCAUCUUGGGCGUAACACAGGAAGGGUACACUCCGCUCUCACUAUCUGGUCACCGGUUGCCUCUCCCGCCAGGCAGUGAUACGGACACUCCCCUCGCACAUACGACGACCAUCGACGCGGGGACGGACGCAGUCCUCCGGACUCAGCUCGAGCCGGACCCGAGCGUCCUCCCGACCUUGUCUCACACUCUCCCAAACCUGCGCACGGUGCGCGUGAACGGCACGACGCGCCUCCCCGACCAUGCGGCGCCGACGAUCAACCCGUGGCCUUUGACCCUGCACUGCCUGGUUCUCUUCCCCCAUGCCGAGCCCGUCGCCCGGUCGAGCUGGGAGACCCACGAGUUCCGGGACUGGGUCGGGGCGGAUUCCGUCGCGCGGAUCGUCGAGCACUACCGCUUUGGUGAGGGAGAGAUCUGGGCCGGCCGGCGCUUGUUCAUGCGGCACAAGUGGGGGCGCGAGGAGACGGUCAUCAUGGUCUCGAGCGAGGAGGCGACGACAGACUGGAGUGCUCCCGCCCUUGCGGUGCUCAAAGAGCUCGCAUACCGCGCCCGCAGCGCCAUUACGCGCACGACAGACGGGUCGCUGACCGUCGUCGACCUCAACGCUCCCAGCGGCAGCACCGACGCAGUCAUCGACCAGGUCUUGGCGGAGGUCGAAGACGCCGUUCAAAACCACUUAUGGCGGUCCUCCAGGCCCAGGCCGAACACCUUCGCGCCCAUCGUUCGCGCCAAGCUGCGUUUGCUAUCCCGCGAACAGUACAUCUCACAGGUUGGGAUGGCGCAGUUUCUGCUCGAGACGACGGAAGAAUAG
Messenger RNA from Vanrija pseudolonga, 951 nucleotides. RefSeq lists its product as uncharacterized. The coding region runs from base 1 to 951 and encodes 316 amino acids. The record is from RefSeq and is a predicted model, not a curated record. Lineage: Eukaryota; Fungi; Basidiomycota; Tremellomycetes; Trichosporonales; Trichosporonaceae. The transcript has a single exon.